AUGGCCUUCCGCCUGUUCGAGGAGAAGCAGCAUGCCUCCGUCUACCAGAAGAACUGUCCUGCGGAGGAGCUGCCGCUGGAGGACGGCUGCGCGGACCUGGUGACGGCGGUGUCUGCCGCGCACUGGUUCGACAGGCCGCGGUUCCUGCAGGAGGCGCACCGCGUCCUGAAGCCGCGCGGCUGCCUGGCGCUGCUCAACUACUCCAUGGACAUGGAGCUCCACUACGGCGACUGCUCCGGGCGGCUCAUCGAAGUGUGCCGAGAGUUCUACGAUGCCCUGAGGCCUUACCGCUCUCCUGUUCUGGGCUCCAACUCCAGCACGCUGUAUGAAGAAAUGUAUGACUCUUUACCAUACCCCGAGAAGGAAUGGCUCAAUGGGAUCACAGUGCGGAGGUUCAUGCCUCUGUCCAGCUACAUGGGCUGGAUUGAGUCCUUCUCCAGCUACCAGGCACUGCUGAAGGAAGACCCAGAGGCAGCCGGAUCCUUGUCCAAGCACAUUCAGGACAGGCUGCUGGAGGUCAUGGGAGUCUCCUCUCCUGACACCGUGGUGGAAGUGGCUGUGAGAUAUCUCUGCGUCUUAGCGUGCAAGCCCAGCGGAGGAGACUGAGCUGCCUCUUGUCCUGUGUCUGUGUCGCGCUGUGCUGAAAUAAAGCAGGCUGACUGCGCCCAGUGGGUCCACCGUCCUCGUGUCUCCUCGUUUUCUGCCACCCAUCUGCAGCAGUGCACUCUACGUCCUCCUGAAGGAAAACUGCACCCCUGAAAACGUCACUGCCUGAACAAAACAAUACGUGCUACACUUUUACACAGAGAAACAAUAACGUUUGUAUUAUAUAUAUUAUAUAUUGAAAUACGGUAACAGCUUUUUAUCACAAAAUAGUAGUCUGCUUUUAUACAGAGAGACAGUAACAUUUUAAAUUCGGUAAAACACAUUUUAUAUUCUUUAUGUUUUAAGGUUUUAUUACAGAGGGUCGUGGGCUUUGCAGGGUCCUUGGCACGCAGCUGCUGGAUCUGGUGUGAAUGGGUUUGUUGAGCGUUGCUGUGUCUCACGAAUGGCCUGUUUUAUUGUCAGGACUGUUAAUAGAAAUGUGGGGCACACUACUUGUUAGGCAUCUUCUGUGUUUGAACAUACAGUAAUAAUAUACGAAAGGCUCUAAACAAGGGAUGGCCCAUCUAGCUGGGCAGCUUGUUCCAUACUCCCACAACCCUUUGGGUAAAGGGACCCCAAAAUGUUAACGAAGAACUGCACCUCCAGAUCUGUAUGUGGAGCAGCAUCUGUGUUGCUGUGUGAGCAGAAGGAAGAAGCACAGCGUGUGUAGAUAUGGAGCCCUCGGAGCUGUUAAGAAGAGACUGGACACGCUUGCUGGAUCACUCUCAUCGGGAGUGUUGUUCUUAAUUUCUCCUUACAGCAGGCUUUGGGUGUGCAGUCUAAAGACAGAGUUCUGAGAAACCUCCUGUACAUCUUGGUUGGCCAUGUAAAGAAAAUACGAGCAUUUCAUUAAAAUGAUUCCCUGUU
Lepisosteus oculatus (spotted gar) is the source of this 1512-nucleotide messenger RNA. The record is from RefSeq and is a predicted model, not a curated record. Lineage: Eukaryota; Metazoa; Chordata; Actinopteri; Semionotiformes; Lepisosteidae.